Molecule: messenger RNA, 2929 nt
Organism: Centruroides sculpturatus (bark scorpion)
Lineage: Eukaryota; Metazoa; Arthropoda; Arachnida; Scorpiones; Buthidae
Product: MBT domain-containing protein 1-like
Exons: 18
Coding region: 399-2633 (744 amino acids)
Biological process (GO): heterochromatin formation; regulation of DNA-templated transcription
Cellular component (GO): nucleus
Molecular function (GO): zinc ion binding
Source: RefSeq, a predicted model, not a curated record
AAAAAAAAGCAAAAAAGUAAAUAAUUUUACUCAUUAAUCGUAAAUAUAACUUUCGAUAAGUCGACGUAAUAGAAGUCGAGCAACGUUAAUUAUUAACGAUCAUUUCAGCUUUCGGUACGGUCAAUGUGUUUAUGUGUUGCUGGAGUAAAAUAUUUGGAGGGAAUGUUAGAAAUAUUCGAUUAUUUUAUAACUAUCCUACGAAUAUUUUCCUCUUUUAUAAUUGUUAAUUAAUAUCCAACAGCCUCAGCUGUAAUCAUAAAUUGAAAUUGACAUUGUUUACAAAUAUAUAUGACUAUUUCAAAUGCUUGAACAUUCAUAAACUACAAUCAUGUGAUAGAUAUUUAUAGGAAUUAUACAUCACUUUAUGGGAGUUUAAUGCCAAUAAAUAAAUCUUGAAAAUGUCUUCGAUAAAUGAAAUCAGUUCUACCAGUGAAUCAUCAUCAUCAUCUUCAGAAAGUGAUAGUGAUAAUGAGCUAUGCCAACAAGAAAAUUCAUUAUCUCAAAAUGGACUCAAAAGACCACUUGCAAUUCGAAAAGAUGGGAUGGCAGUGUGUGAACGAUGUGGAAAUAUUGGUGUGAAACAUGCUUUCUACUCAAAGACAAAACGUUACUGUAGUUUAGCAUGUUCUAGGGGUUUACCUAAAGCAACAGGAGGAAAGACCUCCACUCAAAUGAAAACUACUAAAAGACCAAUUUCACAAUCUACUUUAAAGAAAAGUUCUCAUUUAAAGAAAUCCAAACAAGAUUUAGCAGGAUCUUUUGAUUGGAAACCAUUUUUAGAUAGGCCUGAUUUUAGUGCUGCACCAGUUUCAUGCUUUAAACAUGUUUCAAUGUCUGAUUGUUGGGAUAAUAUAACAGUUGGAAUGAAAAUAGAAGUAGAAAAUAAAGAUUGUAAUAAUUUUGCACAUCUCUUUCCUAGCUUUUACUGGAUUGCUACUGUUAUCAAAAUAGCAGGUUAUAUGGCUCAGUUGAGGUAUGAAGGCUUUGGUACAGAUAACAGUAAAGAUUUUUGGGUAAAUCUGUGUACAGAGAAUAUACAUCCUGUAGGUUGGUGUGCUUCUCAAGGAAAACCACUUAUACCACCUAAAAGUAUUGAACAUAAAUAUAAUGAUUGGAAAGAAUUUUUAGUAAAACGCCUCACUGGGGCAAGAACACUACCAGCAAAUUUCCAUAUAAAGGUUAAAGAGGGUCUGAAAAGUCGGUUUCAACAAAAAAUGAAAUUAGAAGUUGUUGACAAGAAUCGUAUUUCAGCUGUUAGAGUAGCCAAAGUCAUAGAAGUAAUUGGAGGUAGACUUCACGUGGCUUAUGAAACAGCAGAAGAGGAUGAGGGAUUUUGGUGCCAUGAACGUUCUCCUCUUAUUCAUCCUAUUGGUUGGGCUCAAAUAGUAGGACAUGACUUACGUGCUACUCCAGAGUAUGCAAAAAAAUCUUUGCAAAAAACUCUUCUUAAAAAAUUUGAUUCAGAUGAUGCAGUUUGGGAUAUGUUUCUUCCUGUCAAAAACUUAUCAGAGCUUAAAUUUAAAGAAGGAAUGAAAUUAGAAGCAAUAGAUCCUCUGAACUUAUCAACUGUUUGUGUUGCAACAGUAACUAAAGUGUUAAGAAACAAUUAUCUCAUGAUUGGUAUUGACGGUAUGAUGGCAGCGAAUGGUUCUGACUGGUUUUGUUAUCAUGCCUCAUCACCUUGUAUAUUUCCUGUUGGAUUUUGUGAAUUAAAUAAUAUUGAGUUAACUCCUCCAAGAGGUCAUAAAGGAGAAUUCAAAUGGUUUGAAUAUCUCAAAAAUACUAAGUCAGUUGCUGCUCCUGUUGCUUUGUUUAAAAAGGAUAUUCCAAAUCAUGGAUUUAAAGAAGGAAUGUAUUUAGAAGCUGUUGAUUUAAUGGAGCCACGUCUAAUAUGUGUUGGUGCAGUUACAAAAGUUGUAGGUCGUUUACUAAGAAUACAUUUUGAUGGUUGGGAUGAAACUUAUGACCAAUGGUGUGACUGUGAAAGCCCUGAUUUGUUCCCUGUUGGAUGGUGUCAAUAUGUUGGUUAUCGACUAGAACCUCCACGUAAUCAAAUUGGUGUAGAAUUUAGUGUCAAAAGAAAAAAGAAACAUCAAAUAUAUAAAGGUCCAAGGAAGAAAAAGAAAGGAAGAUUAGGAUUUUAUAAAAAGGGAAUGGUGCGCACUAAGGUUAAUCCAUCUGCUCAAGAAAAUAUAAAUACUGGGCCUAUUAAACAAGAAAGUGAUGAUACAGUUUCUUCUACAUCAGAUAUUCCAGUAACAUGUUCAUCUCCAUCUGUUGGAGAAAAAUGUGGUUUUCAAUCAGUUGAAAAUAAUGGCAAUAAAUUUCCUUUCAUUAUGAAAAUGAGUGAUAUAAAGACAUCAGUUUGUGGACCUGCUUUAAGUUCAACUCACUCUGAAGUUAAUCCUGAGCAAUGGGAUGUUUUGGAUGUAGCACAAUUUCUUCGAAUUAAUGAAUGUGGUGCCUACUGUCAAAUGUUUAGCCAACAGAAAAUUGAUGGAAAGAAAUUCUUAAGCAUGACAAAGGAAGAUAUUAUGUCUCUAACUGGAAUGAAAGUAGGACCAUCAUUGAAAAUUUUUGAUUUAAUUCAACAAUUAAGAACACAAAUUGGAAAACAUAAACCAAAGUCAUGAAAUUUUCAAAAUGUGGCUGAUAAAUUACAAAUUAAAAAAAAUGUCUAUUGUUGUUAUUUUUAAUGUUAAUAUUAAGUUUAAGGGUUUAAUUUUUCAGCCACAUGGGUAUUAUUUGAACUGAUUUUAUUUCUAAUCAAUAGUCAUUUGUACAUAAAGAAAUCUUGUUGUUAAAACACAGUUGGAGUAAUGUAUUAAAUUAAAAUGUAUUAUCAUAGUUUUCAUUAACAGUCAUAAUUGAAAUUUACUCAAAAAAAUUUUAUAAUAAUUAUAUUAUUUUAAAUCUAUUGGCUCAUAAA